Molecule: messenger RNA, 5313 nt
Organism: Morone saxatilis (striped sea-bass)
Lineage: Eukaryota; Metazoa; Chordata; Actinopteri; Moronidae
Gene: rab3gap1
Product: RAB3 GTPase activating protein subunit 1
Biological process (GO): positive regulation of GTPase activity
Molecular function (GO): GTPase activator activity
Source: RefSeq, a predicted model, not a curated record
GUUUGUGUCCAGAGUGGAGGAAGUGCUGAAUGACUGGAAGCUGAUCGGGAGCUCUGCAGGAAAGUUGUCCCCUGAGAAGGGAGAAUACACCAGUGGCACCUGGGGGGAGAAGUGUCAGGAUAUCAACUUUGCUGACUUCAAAUUCUACAUAACUCACCACUUCCUGAAACAAGAAUGUGAGAAGGAUGACGGAAGGGACAAGGUUGAGGAAGAUGCCUUCCCCUUGGCAAUGCAGGACCUUCUGUGCAUGAACAAUGACUUCCCUCCUCGAGCCCACUGCCUGGUCAGAUGGUACGGCAUACGAGAGUUUGUGGUCAUCAGCCCUGGAACCAACUGCGAAGCUAUCAUCAGCGAGUCCAAAUGCAAUCUGCUUCUCAGCUCCAUCUCCAUUUCACUGGCCAACAGUGGCUGACUUUGACACACUCCUUGGAGGUGAGGUGGGAGGGGUGGAGUUUGGGAAGAUACCAUUUGGAGCCUGUGAGGAGCCAAUCAGUGAGCUUCAUCUUGCAACCACUUGGCCUCACCUGACAGAAGGCAUAGUUGUGGAUAAUGACGUCUACAGUGACCUUGACCCUCUCCAAGCUCCUCACUGGUCAGUCCGAGUGCGGACAGCUGAAAACCCUCAGUGUUUACUGGGUGACUUUCUGUCAGAGUUCUUUAAGCUCUGCUGUAGGAAGGAGUCUACAGAAGAGGUUUUGGGAAGAGGAUUGGCUGAAGAUGAGGGCAAAGAAAAUAGUGACAUCAGCUCGGCUUUAAAUAAACUGACAGAGCCGGUGGCACCAGUGCCGAUCUCCAAACUCUCCGUCUCCAAUAUGGUGCACAGCGCCCGGAAACACAUCCGACGCCACCGACGCAUUGAUGAGUCACCACUCAACACCGAUAUACUCAACUCUGUCCUUCUGUACGUCUUUCCAGAUGCUGCUGUGGAGAAGUCACCAGAGAAUAGCAAGAAUAAACCUGUACAGUCUAACGCCUGUGGGAAAGCCGAGCAGGAUAAAAACUCAGACUAUAACCUUUUUCUCCAGCUGAAGUCAGCACCCAUUGACAGUCUGACCUACCGGCUGGCGCUGUGUGUGUGUCUGGUCAACUACAACCACGGUGGGCUGCGAGCCGUCGCCCACCUCUGGCAGGAGUUUGUCCUAGAGUUGCGCUACCGCUGGGAAAACAACUACCUCAUCUACGGACUGGCUGGUGGACCUCCUGAUCUUCGCUGUUGCCUUUUGCAUCAGAAGCUCCAGAUGCUGAACUGCUGCAUUGAGAGGAAGAGGGCCAGAGACGAAGCUCGCAAGGUGCUGGAAGGAAGCAAAGAAAGAGAGCGCAAGGUGUCCGGCGGUGGUCAGAACGGCCGGCCCACAUCGGAGUCUACGACCGCAUCCGCAUCAACGAAGGAGGUGUCUCCAGGGAAAUCCUGGGACUCGUGGAGCGACAGCGAGGAUGAGUUCUUUGAGUGCCUCAGUGACCAGGGGGAGAUAGAGGCUCCACACACUGAGGGAGAAAAGGACGGCAGUAAAAGUAAAGCAGAGGGCAGACUGCACCCUUACAACAACUUGACUCUACUCAACUCUACAGAGCCUCUCUACAUUCCUGUCACACAGGAACCUGCUCCAAUGACUGAGGAUCUGUUAGAGGAGCAGUCAGAAGUACUGGCCAAACUGGGCACAUCAGCUGAAGGUACCCACCUCCGUGCCCGGAUGCAGAGUGCCUGUCUGCUCUCUGACAUGGAGUCCUUUAAGGCAGCCAAUCCAGGCUGUGUUCUGGAGGACUUUGUGCGCUGGUACUCACCCAGGGAUUAUGUGGAGGAGGAGGUGGUUGAUGACAAGGGUAACACAGUGGUGAAAGGUGAGCUUAGUGCCAGGAUGAAGAUCCCAGGCAACAUGUGGGUGGAAGCUUGGGAGACGGCCAGGGUCACACCUGCACGCCGCCAGAGAAGACUUUUUGACGACACUAAGGAGGCCGAAAAGGUUCUGCACUAUUUGGCACUGCAGAAACCUGCAGACUUGACCCGACAUAUGCUGCCCUGCAUUCUCCAUGCUGCUAUUCUGAAGUUGAAGGAGGAAGAGGCAGUAGAAGACAUUCCAUCAGUCAGAAAAACCAUCCAACAAGCUACGAGUCAAGCCAGCAAGUUGCUGCAUACCCCCAACUAUGACUACAAGAAGUUAGAGGAUUUCAUUAACCAGUUGAUGGCCAUGGAGACGGUCAUCACCCGAGCUCGCUCACUAAAGGCCAAGUUCGCCAUGUGUGAGGGUGAGAAGGGGGAGGACCCAGAUGAACUAGAGACGUUUGUGAGCUCCCUGCUGGAGGAACCAGAGGUGGUGGUGGUCGGAGCUGGCCAGGGGCCGGCUGGCAGCAUCAUCCACCGUCUGUUUGUCAAUGCUCAGAGGGCCGCCCUCCUGGCACCACUGGAAGAAGACUCUGGCCGCGACAGGAAGCAGACUGCAGGAAGCAACAAAGUGCCUGAUUUUCCUCCUCCGGCAGGCCGGGAGAUUCUGGUGCGGACGUGUGUCCCUCGGCCUGCGCCGUACUCCAAAGCUCUGCCGCAGCGGCUCUUCUGCGUGCUGAUGAGGGAGGAGUUUAGGCUGGCAGGGGCCUUCUCUUCAGACACUUCCUUCUUCUGAGACCAAAUGCCUAUUACACAGCAUUUCAUCUGAAACCAUGUCCCAUUUGCCACUGAUGAUUUACACACUGAGGCCAGAGCUGGAAGAGCAAUGAAGGACACAGGGUGGCACGUUAAAAUGAUUCAGUCUAUUUGUUGGUCCUCUGUUGGUUAAAGAGUAACUAAACCCCUAAACCACUUUUUCUGCUGAAAACUAACGUAUAUGGGUAUUUAGUAGCAUUGAUGAUCAAUUCAAGUCCAAAUCCAGUAUUUGAAUUCUACAUUUGGUGCUAUAAAUAUGUGUAGUGACCGCCCUCUACUGGUUGAAACACGGCUAUUGUAAUUGAAUUUCACUAUUGGCUGAUCUUGAGGCAGGUGUCAUAUGUGGAGGCAGCUUUCGUCACAAACCCGCCUGCUCCUAUAAAACCUCUCCCGACUCUGCAGACUGUGGCCUGCUAUGCAGCUGUAGCCUGACACUCCCCCUACAAGAGAGAGUUAGCCUCUUUGAGCUCUUUGGCAUCGUUUGCCAAGCUAGCGGUUGGCUAACGAUUACAGCACAGAAACUUAUACAAACUAUUGUGAAUGUGCUUCUAGUGACUGUCAGUGCUGUUUCCAGCACAGACAUGGACAGUGUGGCAGUAGCUGCUCAUGGCUGGUUAGCUUGGUUAGCUCUGAGCUGCGAGUUUAUGCUGCAUUCACAUGGAUCAGCUAGAGUACGUGUGUCAUUCUGGUCGCUGUUACCUCCUGUGUUACACACCCCAUAGCCACAAGGCCAUGCCACAUAUUUUGUUCUCUUUUUUUAAAAGUGCUAGGAGGGAGGGAGCUAGCAAAGGGGUUUAGUUACACUUUAAUGAGUCUGUUUGUGGGCACAAAUGCUCGUUCAAAAGUAGUGAAUGUUUUCUAUUCAGACAUAUGACAUAUCUGUGUUAGCUACAUAUCUCUGGCCUACAGACUAAUGAGUCCCGAAUACCAUUUUUUGGACUUCAAAGAUCUAUGUUAAUCUGCUCACCUUGCUUUUCCCUUAAGUUCUCCACCCCCCCAUACACAGACAACGCCUUUCUCUCUCUCUCUCUGCGCACACACUGCCUUUUUCUGUCUCUCUCUCACUGUCUUUCUCAGCAGUUUCAGCAUUAUGUUUUAUAAAGUCACCCAAAAAACAACGCAUGUUUCAGAUUUUCCACCCAGCAGGUGACCUACGUGUGGGGGAAGCUCGUUGUUAAUGACGGAGAGAUCGAAAUGUUAGAAACCAACAUGGGACAGAACGCUCUACCAGGGCUGUGCUUGUAAAAUAGGCUAUCCCCCAUGUCUGCGUCUUCUAAUGAACAACCAGAUAACAUCUCUUUCUCUCUGUUUCUCUUCAAAAUGCUAAACUGGGUUGCCAGCUAUUAAAGCUGCAGCAGGUAACUUUUGUCUUAUUUGAAACUUUCAUCAUCCUGACAGUAGUGCACAAGACAGAUAAUCUGUGAAAAAAUCUGGUUCCUCUGGCUCCUCCUAGUGCUUUGGGUUUCAACCCUUCAAGCCACCAACCCAAAGUGUCGGUAUUUGACGACCUGGGAUUGACUACGUUCUUGACCUUGAGUGGUUGUUUUCAUUCAGGCCCGGUGGAUUCUUGGAAACGGCACUAGGAGGAACCUGAUUGUUUCACAGAUUAUCUAUGUUCUACUGCCAGGAUAUAGUGAAAGAUUCAGUAAAUAUGACAAAGUUACUGCAGCUUUAAUAUACAUGGGAGGUGGUGCCCAAGUAACAUCUAUGUGGGAAACACUGCGGGAUCAGGCUUUGAAAAAAAACAACAAAGUAAACCAAUACUGAUGUGGGCAUCGAUUACCAUGGCAACAGCUGAAGCACCGAAGCAUUUGAGUCAGCCCCACUAAUGAGCAUUGCUAUCUGUAAAAACAAGACCUAUUUUAUUUCACCUAAUUUGGUUCUUACUGCAUUGUGGUUAUUUCAAAAAAAGAAGAGAAAAGGGUAAAUAUUCUCAUCCACUCAGGUUGUGCACACAGAUUUCAUGUACUAGUACAGAAUUUACAAUUUCACUGUACACAAUAGCAAAUAUCAACUGCAAUUGUAUUAGCAUUUUAUAUUCAUUCAGUUGUCUGAUAAAAUGUGUUAAUGAAAUAGAACUAAUUUCCUCAGUCAGUCUGGUGAUUAGAACAUUGGUGUGCUAUAAAAAUAUCUCACAAAAACCCUUCAUUUUACAUUCAGAGCUUCAUUUCUCUAAUUAUAAUAUAUUCUGUAUAAUCAUUUUCUUGUUCUGGUGUCCUUUAUGUAAGUUUAACUGUAACCUGUUUAUUACUGACCACAUGCCAAGUGAUAGCAUAACAUGAAACACUAUCCCUGUGUGGUGGUGAACAGUAAGGGUUAACUGAUCCUGCUCGGUGUGCUGAGGGCAUUUCUUCGCUAGUUUAUAGGCUUAAGCAGUUGCUACUUUAUGAAACCAGAAUCUUUUGCACACGAACGCUUGUUGAUAACAUAAGUGCAAUCACACAUCAGUAGAUCCUAGUACUAAUGCUGGAAAAAUAUAGCUUUACUUAUUGCAGCAGAAGCCAAUGUGCUCACUCAUUAGUGUGCAUUAAUUAUAAGGAAAAAUGGUUGUAUUAUCACAAUGGCAAAUGCUUUGUAGGUGUUACAUUGAUGUAACAAGUGAUGUGUGUAUACAGUACCUGUAAAAUGUUGGACCAAAAUGUCCUCUAAUCUAAAAAUAAACUGUUCUCCUGUCUCUA